Balaenoptera ricei (Rice's whale) is the source of this 722-nucleotide messenger RNA. It is a transcript of the gene SPC24, whose product is annotated as SPC24 component of NDC80 kinetochore complex. The coding region runs from base 1 to 606 and encodes 201 amino acids. The record is from RefSeq and is a predicted model, not a curated record. The transcript has 5 exons. Lineage: Eukaryota; Metazoa; Chordata; Mammalia; Artiodactyla; Balaenopteridae.
AUGGCGGCCUUCCGCGACAUGGAGGAGGUGAGCCAGGGGCUGCUGAGCCUGCUGGGUGCCAACCGCGCCGAGGCGCAGCAACGACGGCUGCUGAGGCGCCACGAGCAGGUGGUGGAGCGGCUGCUGGAGACGCAAGACGGUGCCGAACAGCGGCUGCGAGAGGUCCUCACUGCGGAGAAGGAGGUGGCCCAGAGCCUCCUCAACGCGAAGGCGGAGGCACACCAGGGCGGCGUUGAGUUGCAGCAGCUUGAAGCCGAGCUUCAGAGGGCCAGCGAGGAAGACGCCCGUCUGAAGACCAGCCUCCUAUAUCCUUUCCUGUGUCUCAGCCGAGAGCUGGAGGAGCUCAAGGAGAUCGAGGCUGAUCUCGAAAGACAAGAGAGGGAGGUUGACGAAGACACGACAGUCACCAUCCCUUCAGCCGUGUAUGUGGCUCAACUUUAUCGCCGAAUUAGUAAAAUUGAGUGGGAUUAUGAAUGUGAGCCGGGGAUGAUCAAAGGCAUCCAUCAUGGCCCCAGCGUUGCUCAGCCCAUCCACCUGGAGAGCACCCAGCUCUCCAAGAAAUUCAUCAGCGACUAUCUCUGGAGCUUGGUGGACACGGAGUGGUAGCCAGGAGCCUCUGGGACUGCAUCAUACAGUCCCACCCAGUGGGAACCAGCCCGUGGUGGGUGGUCAGUGCCUCAGUGGUGAGAUCAGCUUAAAAUUAAAUGUUUAUACGUAAAUGA